UGGGUUUUGAUAAAUAUUCAGAAAAAAGAAAAAAGAAGUAAAAAAUGGGUGAAGAACAGGGGAACUUGAAGACAGCCACCGGUGACGAAAAUCUAAAGGACAUUUUUCACAGUAUCAGAACAACUAAAACUCCGGCUGUAAUCAAUUAUGGGGCUUCUUGGUGCCGUGUCUGCAACCAGAUCUUUCCUACAUUUCAGGAGCUGAGCAAGAAGUUCCCUAAACUCUCUUUCAUAUAUGCUGAUAUCGAUGAAUGUCCAGAGACAACUCAGAACAUUCGUUACACGCCAACUUUUCAUUUCUACCGAGAUGGUGAGAGGGUUGAUGAGAUGUUUGGUGGAGGAGAAGAGCGAUUGCAUGACCGUCUGUGGUUGCACUCUUAGAAGGAAUCUUCAAUUGCCUUUUGCAAUUGAAACAAAUCACUGGAUCAUAGGUGGCAGUUUCUAUAACAGAUUACUGUACUUUUGUAUUGUCAACAGACUAAGUUGUUCAUUAUUAUCAAUUGUAGACAACCAAAUUUUAGAAAUUCUGCUUUUAGUUUUAUCACAAUUCUCAGUUUACCAUGGGCAUGGAAAGGUAGCAAUAAACUAUUACCUGAUUGUAUUUGCAUAACAGUGUUUCCAGACAAAGGCAAACCAAUUGAUAAACAAAGUCUUUCACCUCAGGAGAUAAUUUGACAAAUUCAUAUAUAAUAUGAUAGAACAAGGGAAACUUAAUUCACUGCUACUUAACAGGGAAACUUAAAUCACUGCUACUUAACAGUAUCAAAAUAAAAUAAAGUACUGCAGAAAUGGGUGAAAAAAAAGAAAGAAAAAUAACAAAUGUUCACAAAUUCUCUUCUCCUGCCACCAAU
This is a messenger RNA of Nicotiana attenuata, 850 nucleotides long. Its product is annotated as thioredoxin-like 3-3. NCBI's taxonomy places the organism in Eukaryota, Viridiplantae, Streptophyta, Magnoliopsida, Solanales, Solanaceae. The transcript is spliced from 3 exons. Bases 45 to 380 code for a protein of 111 amino acids. The record is from RefSeq and is a predicted model, not a curated record.